UACAAAGGAAAUUGUCCUGUAAAAUAUAUAUAUAUGACAACUUCCAGACCUGAGGGUCACUGUUUUAAAUUGUCUGGCUUCCCCCCCUAUUUUUUUGAUAAAGGGUAACCAUGUUUGUUUAGAGCAAAUGUUCUGUGCUGUGGAAACUCAUAUCUUUGUGGGAUUACCCAGGGGUGAAAAUGGAGGAACAAGACCCCCUAAAAUGCACCUUCAGGAAGAGGUCAGAAAAAUCUCACAUCCUCCAGGCAGCGUAUGUCAAAGAUCUCCUGCAAAGGAGAACAGGAGAACACAUUAAACAGGAGCCCAGUGAGGGCUCCCUUCAGCGGUGGGAAGUCCAGUGGCAGGAGUUCCUCAGGACAGUGGACUCUCCUCAGUCUCAAUGGACGGUCCCACACUUGCCAGAGAAAGCUUCGCCCUGGGAGGAUGCCAAGGGCUUUCUGACCUCCUUUGAGCAAGUGGCCGAAGCCUGUCGGUGGCCCCAGGAAGAGUGGGCGACCCGACUCCUACCAGCCCUCAGUGGAGAAGCCCAGCAGGCCUUUAUCAGUUUGGGGGCCAGGGACAGAGAGGAUUAUGGGAAAGUGAAGGCAGCCAUUUUGCGAAGGGACGCCAUCAGCAGGGAGAAGAUUCGCCAACACUUUAGGCACUUUUGCUACCAGGAGUCAGACGGGCCAAGAGGAACAUACCGCCGGCUCCAGGAACUUUGCUGUCAGUGGCUAAGAGCGGAGAAUCACAGCAAGGAGGAGAUCCAGGAGCUCUUGAUCCUAGAACAGCUGCUGAGCGUCCUGCCCCCGGAGAUCCAGAGCCGUGUGAGGGAGAGCGGCCCCGAGAGCUGCUCCCAGGCGGUGGCCCUGGCCGAGGAGCUCCUCUUGAGGCAGAGAGAGGCCAAGAGACAGGAGCAGCAGGUGCCCUUGGAGGAGGCAUCUGUGAGUGUCUCUGAGGCAGGCCAGGAUCCGUCUGAGAAUGGGCAGAGGCAAUUCUGCGUGGAAGCCGAGCGGGAAGAUGAUGUGAAUAGAAGCCUGCUGGAAGGAAGCUGUGUGAAAGAGACUCCGGGGCAAAGCUUCCCUCAGGAAGGCCUUGAGUCGCAGGAGGAAGCCCUCGAAAGCUCGGCCGGAGGCCCACAAGGAAAUAUUUCUUUCCUGACUGAAUUUGCUGAGGCCAAAGCCUGGAUGUCCAGAAGUGAGGGGGAGACAUACAUUCCCCACAAUUCAGAACUGGUGGGACCGUGUGGGACACUAAUGUGGACAGUGAAGCAGGAUGCAUCUCAGGAAAUCAGCUUGGUAGAGGAAGCAGAGGAAGGUCACGAGACCACUAUGGACACCCCAGCCCAGCCCAGAAUUGAUGCUAGUAAGAACCAAAACAUCUCUGGUGCUUUUGGGAAAAGCUUCAGCCAGAACCCCGGCUUUGUGAAAAUCACUCAUCUGGGAAGAAAGGUGCAUAAAUGCCUAGUCUGUGGGAAAUGCUUUUUGUCCAGCUCAAACCUUAUUGUCCACCACAGAACCCACACAGGAGUGAAACCCUAUAAGUGUCUGGAGUGUGGAAAGAGCUUCAACCGGAGCACCAAUCUUACCACGCAUCAGAGAAUCCACACAGGGGAGAAACCAUACACGUGCUUGGAGUGCGGAAAGAGUUUCAGUCGGAGCCACCAUCUGGCCUCACAUCAGAGAAUCCACACAGGGGAGAGACCUUAUAAAUGCUUGGACUGCAGCAAGACAUUCUGUGACCAGUCGAGCUUUAUUAAGCACAAGAGAACCCACACUGGGGAGAAACCCUAUAAAUGCCUGAAGUGUGGAAAGAGCUUCGGACAGAAUACAACCCUCGUUAAGCAUCAGAGAAUCCACACUGGGGCAGAAUCUCCCAUAUGAACAUUUCUCCUACUGGUAGUUAGGUUUCUGAGGCUCAGGAGUUAGUAAAGAAGCAGGGUCUUUUUGGUACUUGCCCCAUCCAUGUGGGACUCUCCACCUAUGGUUCUGUGGUCAUUAGGGGGCUCUAGUUUGGAUGGUUUGAAUAACACUAUGUAUUAUAUUGCUUUUACCCACUUUCAGGGUUCUGGUUUGAAAGACAGUGUCAUGUGGAAAACAAGUAAUAAAAUUUCACAUGGGCUGAACCGUGCAAAAAGUGUUCCAACAUCCACAUCCACAUGGAAUAUCUUUUUUUAAAAAACAACAACGGAUCAGUGAAGGUUUUUCCACUGAGAAAGGACCUAGCAAUUGUUUCAUAACAAAAAAAUCAAGUAUGACCAGACUUGAUCAUCUUGGGUACCCUCUUAAUGGUCACCCUUUCAUCUGUGUGUUAGAAAUCAUUUAAAUCAAAGACAUAGCACUUUUCAUGUGUGAUCCUAUACAAUUUAGAAAUCAAGAAUAUUUUUAGCAUAGAGACUCCCAUUGUGCUAAAACAUAUGAAAUGCCAUAAUGACAGGAGAUAAAACAUUUACCACAAGAAGUAAGUGCACAGAUUGAAGUACUGAAGUAUAUAAUGUUGAACUUGAAUACUUAAUAGCAAUAUUUAUGUAAAUAAAAAUAACAACCAGUAACAGAUAAGUAAACCAACCCAGAGCCAACUCAUGGGCUCUGUAGUCCUUUCCCUUCCAGGACUGAGACAUGAGUUAAACAGUUAAAAUUAGGUAGUAAUAGCUAAUAGUAAUAGCUUCUGCCCCCUUUUUGUUUCCUUCCCUCAAAAAUGAUUUUAAUAAACAGAAACUUGAAGCUAAUUACAAAGUGAUUAGUGAUAAAGUAACUAUAAGGUCCCUGCCACACG
Molecule: messenger RNA, 2754 nt
Organism: Gekko japonicus
Lineage: Eukaryota; Metazoa; Chordata; Lepidosauria; Squamata; Gekkonidae
Product: zinc finger and SCAN domain-containing protein 31-like
Exons: 4
Coding region: 180-1862 (560 amino acids)
Biological process (GO): regulation of transcription by RNA polymerase II
Molecular function (GO): DNA-binding transcription factor activity, RNA polymerase II-specific; RNA polymerase II cis-regulatory region sequence-specific DNA binding
Source: RefSeq, a predicted model, not a curated record